AUGGGCCAAAAUAUUCUCGUCACUGGCGCCGCCGGCUAUAUCGGAGGCUCUGUCCUUGCCAGCUUCGUAACUCGUACAAGCGGCCCUAUCAAUGCGGCAAGUAUCAGCGCCGUAGUCCGGUCGGAGGACCAAGUCCAAGCCUUGUCAAAGUUGGGCGUCAAUGUAAUCCAAGUCGAUCUCAGCGACGAAAUGGCGUUGAACGAAGCGGUUGUUCGAAAUGAAAUUGAUAUUGUUGUUCAUAUAGCAAGCUCGAUAGAUUCGCGUGUGGUAUCUCACCUUAUCACAGCCCUUGGCCAGCGUCGCAAAGCCAGUGGAGAGGAGGUAUUCUUCAUCCAUUCGUCGGUAGCCGCCCUUUUUGCCACAGAGGGUGGCUGGCUGUAUGGGGAAGUCAAGGAUACAGAUCAGAGAUUUGAGAAAGAGAAGCAGAUAGGGGGACCUCACCCUGUUCGCGAGACGAACAUCCUGGUCACCGAACAUGCCAAAGCGCAGGGUGUUACGAGCCUCAACGUUGUGGUGCCAACUGUCUACGGGAGAGGCAGCGGUGAGUGGCGGAAGCUGUCCGUAAACAUACCAGCAUAUACCAGGGCCAGCAUCAAGCACAAGAUCGUCUACAAAUUUGAUAAGGACGGGAGCCCUCCCGCAGUGCAUAUAUCAGACUUGACAGCACUAUAUGCUCUACUUGUGGAGAAGAUCUUGCAGAAAGAGCAAGCCCCGAGCGGAGAGAAGGGUUAUUACUUCGCAAUGGCCCAUAGAGCACCAUGGUGGGAUGUUAUGCAGCAUCUCGCCGAUGCUCUGCAUGCGCGUGGGCUUGUAGCGGAACCCAAAGUCCAAAUCUGGCCCAGCGACGAGAUGGCAGCGGAGUAUCUGGGGUUUCCGCUUCUAUACAUCAGGGCUAUGUGUACUUCUACUGGGCAACUAGUCCCCGUAAACGCAUACCGGCUUGGGUGCCAACCAAAGUGGGACGAGAAGAGAUUUCUGGAGAGCAUGGAUGAUGAGAUUCGAGCUGUUCAGGAACUGGAUAAGGUCAAGGAUACUGUCUUUGACUCCAUCUUGCCCUCCUCCAGAAACUAGACGUCUAUAACGAGUCAGAUACGUAGAUGUCUACAUCUUUCCAAGUUUCUAUUUCAUCGACAGUGACCGUCCGCUCCCCACCGUGGAGUACUCAGCUGCGAGCUUGGUUCCUUGCCACAAUUGAUUUGUUAUUCGCGGAUUCUGGAAUCGGGGUUGCGAGUAGAAAGUUGCGCAAAUGGAAUUCCGAG
Molecule: messenger RNA, 1259 nt
Organism: Mytilinidion resinicola
Lineage: Eukaryota; Fungi; Ascomycota; Dothideomycetes; Mytilinidiales; Mytilinidiaceae
Product: NAD(P)-binding protein
Exons: 8
Coding region: 1-1071 (356 amino acids)
Source: RefSeq, a predicted model, not a curated record